Cornus florida is the source of this 432-nucleotide messenger RNA. RefSeq names its product jacalin-related lectin 40-like. The record is from RefSeq and is a predicted model, not a curated record. The transcript is spliced from 3 exons. NCBI's taxonomy places the organism in Eukaryota, Viridiplantae, Streptophyta, Magnoliopsida, Cornales, Cornaceae. The annotation marks the transcript as partial.
AUGGGGGACGGACAGAUUGUUUAUUUCGGAGCAUUUGGUGUUGCACCGCCAGCUUCAUUUCACCGAAAGUGGGAUGAUGGAACCUACAAAACCGUAAGAGAAUUAUUUAUAGAAGCAAAAUCUGAAAUUAAUUCCAUCCAGUUUGUCUAUGAUACGGAAGGAGAUGCAGUGGUGGGAAAAAAGUAUGGUGAUGGUGGGGGAAAACCAUAUCAGGUGAAAUUAGAUUAUCCUACCGAAUAUCUUGUUUCAAUAUCAGGUACUAUGGGGGCCACUCCAUAUCUAAACAAGCUAUUGCUAUUGUUGGAUUUUGGUGGGCAUGUUGGUUGUGUGGAUGCGAUUGGAGUAUAUGUUAAGCCAUUAAAAGUUGUAGUAACUGUUGGUCCAUUUGGAACUACUGGUGGACAACAGUGGGAUGAUGGAACCUACAGCACG